This is a messenger RNA of Erigeron canadensis, 2802 nucleotides long. RefSeq names its product phosphatidylinositol 4-phosphate 5-kinase 1. The record is from RefSeq and is a predicted model, not a curated record. The coding region runs from base 177 to 2432 and encodes 751 amino acids. Lineage: Eukaryota; Viridiplantae; Streptophyta; Magnoliopsida; Asterales; Asteraceae. Gene Ontology annotation, biological process: phosphatidylinositol metabolic process. Gene Ontology annotation, molecular function: 1-phosphatidylinositol-4-phosphate 5-kinase activity; ATP binding. The transcript has 8 exons.
UCUCUCACAAAACCCACAAUUCACUUUCUCAGUUUCAAGAUUUUUCUUUCUAUUUCUUGAUUUUUUUCACUCUUUUUCUUUCAAACAAAUUCCAUAAUUUCCACACAAAAAUGUCACUAAUUUAUUAAAAAUAAUCACAACCCAUUUCAUAAAAUCAAAAACCCAGUUCAAAAACCAUGCCAGAAUCCGAUGAAACCCUAGUUUCAGUUUCCCGGUCAAGAUCUCAGGUCGCCGUCGCUGAAACUUUAACGACAACCCCUUCUCCGGCAACUACUGAAAAGCGUUUACAAAACGGAGAUCUAUACAUUGGAAGCUUUUCCGGCAACGUCCCACAUGGAUCUGGUAAAUAUUUAUGGGCUGAUGGUUGUAUGUACGAAGGUGAAUGGAAAAAAGGUAAAGCUUCUGGUAAAGGUAAAUUUUCAUGGCCAUCUGGAGCUACUUAUGAAGGUGAGUUCAAGUCGGGUCGGAUGGAAGGAUCCGGAACAUUUACUGGGUCAGAAGGUGAUACUUACCGUGGUUCAUGGGUUUUUGACCGCAAACAUGGGUACGGGAAAAAACAUUACAGUAAUGGUGAUUAUUACGACGGUAACUGGAAAAGAAAUUUACAAGAUGGUCACGGCCGUUAUGUAUGGAAAAACGGUAAUGAGUACGUUGGUGAUUGGCGUAACGGCGUUAUUAACGGAAGGGGUGUUUUAAUAUGGGCUAACGGAAACCGUUAUGACGGUAACUGGGAAAAUGGUGUACCAAAAGGACAUGGUAUAUAUACAUGGCCAGAUGGUGGCUGUUAUGUUGGAUGUUGGAGUAAAGAAAAUAAUUUUAAUUUUAAAAACCCUUUAAAACCGAAUCAAAUAUUAAAUGGUACUUUUUACCCUGGUAAUAAUAAUGGGAACAGUAAUUGUGAAAAAAUUGGAUUUGGGGGUAAAUUAUGUGCACCGUUGUUGUUGGAUGAGAAUUUUGUGGUUGCGAAAAAAAGGUCAAGUGUGGAUGGGUCAAGGGGAAGUAUGAAUGGUGAAAGAAAUUUUCCAAGAAUUUGUAUUUGGGAAAGUGAUGGGGAAGCUGGUGAUAUAACUUGUGAUAUAAUUGAUAAUGCUGAGGCUUCAAUGUUGUAUAGAGAUGCAAUGGGGUUAAACCGAGACGAAAUUCGACAAUUUAGACGAAAUCCGUGCUGUUUUAAUGGUGGUGAGGCGAAAAAACCUGGACAGAUGAUUUCAAAAGGGCAUAAGAAUUAUGAUUUGAUGCUUAAUCUUCAACUUGGAAUCAGAUAUUCAGUAGGGAAACAUGCCUCGAUAAUUCGAGACCUUAAGACUAGUGAUUUUGAUCCGAAAGAGAAGUUUUGGACAAGGUUUCCAUCUGAAGGAUCCAAACUUACUCCACCACAUCAAUCUGUGGAGUUUCGAUGGAAGGAUUAUUGUCCGAUUGUGUUUAGGCAUUUGAGAGAAUUGUUUCAAGUAGAUCCUGCGGAUUAUAUGCUGGCGAUUUGUGGUAACGAUGCUCUUCGCGAGCUUUCGUCACCUGGGAAGAGUGGGAGUUUCUUUUAUUUGACACAGGAUGAUCGGUUUAUGAUCAAAACUGUGAAGAAGUCAGAAGUUAAGGUUUUAAUCAAAAUGCUGCCAAGUUAUUACCAACAUGUUUGCCGUUACGAGAACUCUCUUGUCACAAAGUUCUUUGGUGUCCAUUGCGUCAAACCUGUUGGCGGCAUUAAGACUCGGUUUAUUGUGAUGGGUAAUUUAUUUUGCUCGGAGUAUCGAAUUCAUAGAAGAUUUGACCUUAAAGGAUCGUCACAUGGGCGGACUACUGAUAAACCUGAGGAUCAAAUUGAUGAAACUACUACGCUGAAAGAUCUUGAUCUCAACUAUGUAUUCCGCCUUCAAGAAAGCUGGUUCAAAGAGCUAAUCAAACAAAUCAAUCGAGAUUGUGAGUUUUUAGAAGCCGAGAGAAUAAUGGAUUACAGUCUUCUAGUUGGCAUGCAUUUUCGUGAUGACAACACCGGUGACAAAAUAGGUCUAUCGCCGUUCUUAUUGCGAAAUGGAAAGAGCGAUUCAUACCAAAACGAAAAGUUCAUGCGUGGAUGUCGGUUUCUUGAAGCUGAGUUACAAGACAUGGACCGUGUUCUUGCUGGCCGGAAACCGUUGAUUAGGCUUGGAGCGAACAUGCCAGCAAGAGCCGAAAGGAUGGGCAGACGAAGUGAUUUUGACCAAUACACUCCUGGUGGAUUAAACAAUUUCACACCUUCAAGAAGCGGUGAAACCUACGAGGUAGUACUCUACUUUGGUAUCAUCGACAUUUUACAAGACUACGAUAUUAGCAAGAAGCUUGAACAUGCAUACAAAUCAUUACAAGCCGACCCUACAUCCAUCUCGGCUGUGGAUCCAAAGCUAUAUUCCAAACGGUUUCGUGAUUUCAUAGGCAGAAUCUUUGUAGAAGACAGAUGAUCCAAAAACCAACCGGUCAAAAAAAGAUUCAAUCCCCUAAACUCUUUGAAUCUGAAAGACACCAUUGAGCUAUAAAUCAAACCGUUGGUUCAUGCUGAGUUUUGCCUAAUCAGCCGCGGCUCAAGGACCACGAACAACCAUGAUUGGUCGGGUUGUUUGUACAGUGUUGGGUGAGGGAGAAUUUGAUUAUUAUCAUUAUUCUGUGUUUCUUUCUUGAAUUAUUUUCCUUGAAAUUUUUUGUGGGUAGCAAGGAAUAUGUGAAGAAAUAUUUAAAAAAAAAGGUUAUAGGAGGGAAAGGUGGUGUUUGGGAAUAAGUAAAAAAAAUGUACAGUGUUAUAGAGUGAAAUGAAACCAUGGUGGAUUUUUUGAA